Scleropages formosus (Asian bonytongue) is the source of this 585-nucleotide messenger RNA. Its product is annotated as salivary glue protein Sgs-3-like. The transcript has a single exon. The annotation marks the transcript as partial. Lineage: Eukaryota; Metazoa; Chordata; Actinopteri; Osteoglossiformes; Osteoglossidae. The record is from RefSeq and is a predicted model, not a curated record.
ACGACCACAACUCCAAUCACAAGUGAAACGAGCACAACUCCAACCACAACUGAAACAACCACAACUCCAACCACAACUGAAACGACCACAACUGAAACGACCACAACUCCAAUCACAAGUGAAACGAGCACAACUCCAACCACAACUGAAACAACCACAACUCCAACCACAACUGAAAUGACAACUGAAACAUCCACAAUUACUGAAACAACCACAACUCCAACCACAACUACUGAAACAACCACAACUCCAACCACAACUACUGAAACGACCACAACUGAUACGACCACAAAUCCAACCACAACUGAAACAACCACAACUCCAACCACAACUACUGAAACAACCACAACUCCAACCACAACUACUGAAACAACCACAACUCCAACAACAACUACUGAAACAACCACAACUCCAACCACAACUGAAACAACCACAACUCCAACCACAACUACUGAAACGACCACAACUCCAACCACAACUGAAACAACCACAGAUGAAACGACCACAACUCCAACCACAAAUACUGAAACGACCACAACUCCAACCACAACUGAAACGACCACAACUCCAACCACAACUACUGAA